GGGAGGGAGGAGGUGUGGUACCAACAGAAAAUGAGAAAAGGUUCCCAGACUCAGGGGGUUCCUGCGUCUAGCUUCGGCCUCUCCCUUCCUCCUCCCACCUCCCUUUCCCUACAUCUCCACUUUCUUGGGGCUGGUGGGGAGCAGAAGGGGGCACGCAGUGAAGUCAGGUCUUGAAAUCGCCAGGGGGUGCGUGGGGAUGGGCAGCGGGGUUGGAAAGGAGAACAGCGAACAGGACUCUGGCACCAGCAAGAAAUGGCUUCACCCAGAGGCGAAGGCAGCCGCAGUGACACCUCCUCAAAGUGAAAGUGAAAGAGAAGUAGGCGGAGGACAGGAGAGAAACUCUCAAGCCGUUGGCCACCAAGGAGUAUUGAAAGGAGAAUUCAGAGAGACCCCUCUUCUCCAGCUGGGACAGGGCAGGCCGGGAGCCGGCGGAGAAGGGCGGCGGCGGAGGGCCUGAGAGCAGCCCCCAUGGGCACAGAGGGGUGGUGCCUGCUGCUCUGCUUGGCUCUGUCCGGAGCUGCGGACACUGCUGAGAGGCAGUGGCGGGCAGUGGAUGUGGUCUUGGACUGCUUCUUGGUGGAGGAAGGCAAGCACCGUGGAGGCUUUGCCAGCGAUAAGAACAUGGUGAAGGCCCUGCUGGUGCUGAGGCAGGUGCCAGUGCUGGAUGAUGGCUCCCUGGAAGGCUUCACCGACUUCCAAGUGAGCACACUGGUCAAAGACAACCCACCUGUUACCUUUGAUGCCUCAGUGAGUCCGGUGCAGAUUCCCCACGCAGAGGCCUUGCUCCAUGCUGACUGCAGCGAGAAGGAGGUGACCUGUGAGAUCUCCCGCUAUUUUCUCCAGGCCAGACAAGAGGCUGCUGUUGAGACAUCAGCUUGGUUCAUCGCCAACUUGCAGGUCUCUGGAGGGGGACCCAGUGUCUCCAUACUGAUGAAGACUCUCGGGGAUGCUGAGAACAGGGCUCUCUUGCACCCCACGAUGAACCUACCCCUAGGCCCCCAGGGGACUGUGCUGACUACAGUGGAGUUCCAGGUGACAACACAUACCCCAUCCCUGAGUUUGCAGCGGGGGUCCUCAGCCUCCCUGCACUGCGGCUUCUCCAUGGCACCAGGCUUGGACCUCGCCAGAGUGGAGUGGCGGCUGCAGCAUAAAGGCAGUGGCCAGCUGGUGUACAGCUGGACCCCAGGGCAGGGCCAAGCCAAGCGAGAGGGCGCUACCCUGGAGCCUGAGCAGCUCCUCAUGGCCGGGGACGCCUCCCUCAAGCUACCCAGCCUCACUCUGAAGGACGAGGGGGCCUACAUUUGCCAGAUCACCACCUCUCUGUACCAAGCUCAACAAAUCAUCCAGCUCCAUGUCCAAGCUUCUCCCAAAGUACGACUGGGCUUGGCAAAUGAAGCUCUGCCACCCACUCUCAUCUGCAACAUCGCUGGCUAUUACCCUGUGGACGUGACUGUGACGUGGACCCGAGAGGAACUGGGUGGAGCCCCAGUCCCAGUCCCAGACGCCUCCUUCUCCAGCCUCCGGCAAAGCCCAGAGGGCACCUACAGCAUCUCCUCCUCCCUGACGGCAGAACCUGGCUCUGCUGGUGCCACUUACACCUGUCAGGUCGCCCACAUCUCCCUGGAUGAGCCCAUUGUGACCAGCACCUGGGCUGCCCCACCAGAGCAGAGAAUUGUGGCCUUUGGAGUCCUUUUUGCCAGCAGCCUCUUCCUCCUUGCACUGCUGUACCUGGGACUUCAGAGAUGGCAAGCUACCUCAUCCAAGGUCUGCCAAGACUCCGAGGCCCUCUGGGUAGACACUCUCCUGCCUCCGAAUAAAAAGAAAGAGUAGUCACGUUCUCCCAGAAGGACUCUAAGCCAAGCCCCAAAGCUCAAAAAUACCCCAAGAAAAGCAUGAAGAAAGCACAGAUCACAGGGGCACUGGCUCUGAACAUGUGCAGGACUCUGCCUUCUUUCUGCGCCAGGGAGGAGAUGCUGUAGAUAACUUCUGGGCUUUGCCUGGGGUAAACAGAACAGAGGCCAUCAGGAAGGUCUGGGUGGAAGUUAAAACAAGAACCCGAUUUGAGGUACAGUGGUAGGAACAGAAAAUGGGAAGAAAUUAAGAAAGGAGCAAGUGAGGGGCAGUGGGACAAAGGGGUAGAGGUUGGGCGACCACACGCAAAUAUUGAACUCUGUCCAAAUAAAAGCGUCUUGGUCCUUGGAGGCAAAGCUUUCCCACUUUCCUACCUUUCCCUAUGUUGGACCCAACUGAGCUGUGUCCCAGGCCUUGCUGCAAAGUGUUCAAGGUGCGAAAUAAAGGCCCUAGAAGGCAGCCCCGGGGCCCAUCUCGGGUGCUCUGUGUAACCUCGAGCUGUAAUUAGGUUCUGCUCCUUAGAUAGUUGCUGGGUACUCCAGGAUACCUACAACUCCUCAUCCCUACUACUCCUCACACGACUCAGCUGCCAGGGAGAGAUUUCUUUUAUUUAUUUCUAAAAUCUGCUAGUCAAUACAGUGGAACUCGGCAC
Eptesicus fuscus (big brown bat) is the source of this 2503-nucleotide messenger RNA. It is a transcript of the gene TAPBPL, whose product is annotated as TAP binding protein like. Bases 469 to 1830 code for a protein of 453 amino acids. The transcript has 7 exons. The record is from RefSeq and is a predicted model, not a curated record. Lineage: Eukaryota; Metazoa; Chordata; Mammalia; Chiroptera; Vespertilionidae.